AUGGCAAAACUGAAGCCAAUUGUGUUUCGUGUGAAUCGUUUUGCGGCCAAAAUGUGUCACAACUGCUCGCAAAGCAAUCGCUCACUACUUAUGAUGUGUUUAAUUGUCGCCAUUAUUAUGGUUUGCGUUCACUUUGAGCUCCAAUUGAAUCAAAUCCAGAGACAGACGCGAAGAUUGGAUCAAUUGUUGCGCCGAAGGACUGCCUCCACGCCAGCGAUGGACGGCCUCAACGACGCCGACGACGACAACUCUGUGGCCGUGGAGGCGGACGCGACACCCGAGCGGACGGACACUCGCGUCGCCCCCAAAGACACUGUCAUUAUCUACAAUCGGGUGCCGAAGACCGGGAGCACCAGCUUUAUGGGCGUGGCGUACGACCUGUGCUCCGCCAACGGCUUCAAUGUCCUGCACCUCAACACCUCGAAGAACAGUCACGUGCUAUCACUGGCGGAUCAGUUGCGGUUCGCGCGAAACGUGAGCCAAUGGCGGGCCCGACACCCGGCCCUCAUUCACGGUCACAUCGCGUACGUGGACUUCGACCGGUUGGGCGUCGCCUCUCACGUGAAACCCAUUUACGUGAAUCUAAUCCGACGACCGCUGGAACGGCUGGUCUCCUACUACUACUUCCUGAGGAAUGGCGACGACUUUAGGCCGUAUGUCGUGCGCCGACGACAGGGAGACAAGCGAUCGUUCGACGAGUGCGUGCGUCUCGACCAACACGACUGCCAUCCGGACAUUCUCUGGCUUCAGAUCCCCUUCUUCUGCGGUCACGUCAGCGAGUGUUGGCUUCCGGGCAACGAGUGGGCGCUCGCCGAAGCCAAACGCAAUUUGGUCGACAAAUACCUGUUGGUAGGGCUCACGGAACAGAUGCACGACUUCCUGGCGGUGCUCGAGGUCUCGCUGCCGGAGUUCUUCGCGGGCGCCGUACGCCUGUAUACCUCGGGAUCUAAGGCUCAUUUGCGGCGCACCUAUAAUAAGGUGCAGCCGUCCGCCCAAACGGUGUCCAAAAUACAGGCGUCGAAAGUGUGGCAAAUGGAGCAACACUUCUACGACUUCGCCGCCAAACAGUUUGAGUUC
This is a messenger RNA of Oppiella nova, 1077 nucleotides long. The record is from the annotation of a GenBank genome assembly. NCBI's taxonomy places the organism in Eukaryota, Metazoa, Arthropoda, Arachnida, Sarcoptiformes, Oppiidae.